Mangifera indica (mango) is the source of this 975-nucleotide messenger RNA. Its product is annotated as RNA-binding protein 42. The transcript has 6 exons. Gene Ontology annotation, molecular function: mRNA binding. NCBI's taxonomy places the organism in Eukaryota, Viridiplantae, Streptophyta, Magnoliopsida, Sapindales, Anacardiaceae. The record is from RefSeq and is a predicted model, not a curated record. The coding region runs from base 120 to 866 and encodes 248 amino acids.
CUCAAAAGACGUUACUCGGUUGCCCAAAACAAAGCGCUAGAGUCUUCUUCGUCUUUCUGAUUCCCGAACCCUAAUUAACGAAUCACUCUUUUGAAUCAUCCGACGACGUUUUAGGCCGAAUGUCGAUUCCACCUUCUACUUCGGCUCCAUCGGCCUCUUCCUCUGCACAAUUCACAUACAGCGCAACACCAUCAUCAUCAACCGCAACAACUAGCUCCUACUUUCCUUUGCCUUUCCACCUCCAACAACCCGAUCCGAUGUCAUAUCCUCAACCCUAUGUCGCUGCUCCGGCCGCUCCCGUUGUGCCCUCCGUCUACUCUGCCCCCGUUUAUUCGCUACCCCAGUACCACCAGGCACAACAGUUGUUUCAAAGGGAUGCGCAGACGAUUACUCCUGAAGCUCUUGAGAGUGUGAAGGCUGCACUUGCCAGUAGUGAGAUUGAGCACAAGGCUGAAACUAAAAAGAAAGCGAUUCCUCGUAAAGCUGCUGGUCAAACUUGGGAAGAUCCCACACUUGCGGAUUGGCCUGAAAAUGACUAUCGCUUGUUCUGUGGUGAUCUUGGUAAUGAGGUGAAUGAUGAUGUUCUUUCUAAAGCAUUUUCUCGAUUUCCUUCGUUUAACAUGGCAAAGGUUGUUAGAGAUAAACGGACAGGCAAAACCAAGGGCUAUGGAUUUGUUAGCUUUGCAAACCCUUCUGACCUUGCUGCAGCUCUUAAAGAAAUGAAUGGUAAAUAUGUUGGAAACCGACCUAUAAAACUGCGGAAGAGCAAUUGGAAGGAAAGGACAGAUUUCAAUGCCCUUGGAAGGCAAAAGAACCAGAAUCAAAAGAAACCGAAGCUUCCAAAGAAGAGUUUCUUGCACAAGUGAUCAGGGGAAUGUCUUCACUUAAUGGUUAGACUUGAAAGUGAGCAAUUAGAAUGUAUUAAAAAGAAUAUUUUACUCUUUUUAAAUGGAUGAUGACUUUAAUUAGACUGAA